AUGUCUUUCCACGACCCUCUCAAUCAUAAUACUAGUGCCUUGGAUAUCCAAGACCCCAUAUUUCACGCAUGUUGGCGACGUCAAUCCUGCUCUGAGUGCUUAUCAGGGGAUAUAGCCUGCAGCUGGUGUGCAAUAUCAUCAACCUGCGUCCCUAAUGCUGCACGGGUGCCCAUACUAGCGCCUAUCGGAUCGGAUCAGAUCUGUCCCCUUGGAUCGAAAGAGAGGUGGGAGCUCCGAGCGCGGCCACUCGGUUGUAAUGUCAGCACGUUGACUGCCCUCUCAACUACGGUUGCUAUAUUGAGUACAUUGGCCUUGCUUGGUCUUGUUUCAUUGAUUAUUUGGUCGGCGAAGCGCAUUCGUCGGCGUAUGAAACAGACGGAGUAUGAGCGCUUGGAUGAAUCUGAUGCACCUUUGUGGCGUAGAUUGACUCGGAUGGAUGUGGAGCCAUUCGUUUCAUUUGCUAGUUUAUUUGGUCUGGGGCAGAUGCAGGUACAAGAGACAAAUCAAGAUGUAAUGGAAGAAGAUCAGGAAGAUGGGGAAAGGAGACCAUUGUUAGAGUCACGGUAA
This is a messenger RNA of Penicillium malachiteum, 567 nucleotides long. RefSeq lists its product as uncharacterized. The transcript has 2 exons. The record is from RefSeq and is a predicted model, not a curated record. The coding region runs from base 1 to 567 and encodes 188 amino acids. Lineage: Eukaryota; Fungi; Ascomycota; Eurotiomycetes; Eurotiales; Aspergillaceae.